Messenger RNA from Lodderomyces jiufengensis, 1314 nucleotides. It is a transcript of the gene TPK2, whose product is annotated as cAMP-dependent protein kinase catalytic subunit. Gene Ontology annotation, biological process: peptidyl-serine phosphorylation. Gene Ontology annotation, cellular component: cAMP-dependent protein kinase complex; nucleus. Gene Ontology annotation, molecular function: ATP binding; cAMP-dependent protein kinase activity. NCBI's taxonomy places the organism in Eukaryota, Fungi, Ascomycota, Pichiomycetes, Serinales, Debaryomycetaceae. The record is from RefSeq and is a predicted model, not a curated record. Bases 1 to 1314 code for a protein of 437 amino acids. The transcript has a single exon.
AUGCCAAAUCUUUUACAAAAAUUACAUUUGACAAAGAAUCAUAAUAAUAUUAAUAAAAACAUUAAUCAAUCAGAUAUGGAUUACAAUACUAAUAAUUAUCAACAAUCACAUCAACCAGGUGAGAAUGUAAAUCAUCCGACAUCUGCACAAUCAGCUGCAAAUACAACAAAUAUAAAUGCAACAACUACAGCAAAUGUAACUCAAGCUCAACAACAAGCACAAGUUCAAGAACAUGCAAAACAAGAAGAACAACAAAGACAACAACAACAACAACAACAUCAACAACAUGUACCUAAAAAUGCAGCAGAAGAAGCAAUAGAAAGAUCAUUAUUACCACAAAGAUCAACUGUAAGUAAAGGUAAAUAUUCAUUAAAUGAUUUUUCAAUAAUGAGAACUUUGGGAACUGGAUCUUUUGGUAGAGUUCAUUUAGUAAGAUCAGUACAUAAUGGUAGAUAUUAUGCUAUAAAAGUAUUGAAAAAGCAUCAAGUUGUUAAAAUGAAACAAGUUGAACAUACAAAUGAUGAACGAAAAAUGUUAAAAUUAAUUGAACAUCCAUUUUUAAUUAGAAUGUGGGGAACGUUCCAAGAUUCAAAAAAUUUAUUUAUGGUAAUGGAUUAUAUUGAAGGUGGAGAAUUAUUUUCAUUAUUAAGAAAAUCUCAAAGAUUUCCAAAUCCAGUUGCAAAAUUUUAUGCAGCUGAAGUUACAUUAGCUUUAGAAUAUUUACAUAGUCAUGAUAUCAUAUAUAGAGAUUUAAAACCUGAAAAUAUCUUGUUGGAUAGAAAUGGUCAUAUUAAAAUAACAGAUUUUGGAUUUGCAAAAGAAGUAAGUACAGUAACUUGGACAUUAUGUGGUACACCAGAUUAUAUUGCUCCUGAAGUUAUAACAACAAAACCAUAUAAUAAAUCAGUAGAUUGGUGGAGUUUAGGUGUAUUAAUUUUUGAAAUGUUGGCAGGUUAUACACCAUUUUAUGAUUCAACUCCAAUGAAAACUUAUGAAAAAAUUUUAGCUGGAAAAAUUCAUUAUCCAAGUUUUUUCCAACCUGAUGAAAUUGAUUUAUUAUCAAAAUUAAUAACUGCUGAUUUAACAAGAAGAUUAGGUAAUUUAAUUAAUGGUCCAGCAGAUAUUAGAAAUCAUCCUUGGUUUCAAGAAGUUGUUUGGGAAAAAUUAUUAGCAAAAGAUAUUGAAACUCCUUAUGAACCUCCUAUAACUGCUGGUGUUGGUGAUUCUUCGUUAUUUGAUCAUUAUCCUGAAGAACAACUUGAUUAUGGUAUAACUUGUGAUGAUCCAUACGGACAAUAUUUUCAAGAAUUUUAA